UCUUUUCUCUCUCAGGUCUUCUCUCUCCUCUCUCCUCUCUCCUCUCUCCUCUGUCUAUCUCAUAAGUUUCUCUCUCUUUCUCUCUCACAGGUUUCUCUCUCCUCUCUCCUCUCUCCUCUCUCUCUCCAGAAGGGCAAAACCCUAAAGAGCCGUUUACACCCACCCAACUCCCCAUGGAUGAUGAUUCAUUGAACAUGCCCAAUUGGGGAUACUAUGAGGCCUCUUUUAAAGGCCAUCUUGGCCUGCAGCUUAUGACAAGCAUGGGUGAGCGUGACACGAAACCUUUUAUACCUGGGCGUGAUCCUCCGGUCAUGGUUAGCGCCGAUGGAUAUCAUCCUCGGGAUUGUGUUGUACAGGAUGCUCCCGUUCCAAUGAGCAACUAUAUGAGGGAGAGUUGGAUUAACCAGAGGGAUAAGUUUCUCACUAUGAUGCCGGCCAAUCCUAAUUAUGGUGUUCUUCCGGAAACUUCAGUCGCUCAGCACUCCAUGCAGAUCUUACAGCCACCUCCUGAUGCAUCAAGGGAUGAGAGGGUGAAUAGAAUGGAAGAGCCAGUUGUCCAGAAGGAAGGUGGCCCUUCAAAGAAAAGGCAGAAUGGUGGUGCCCCGAAAGCCCCAAAGGUGAAGAAGCCGAGGAAGCCAAAGGACAAUAGCAACCCUGCGGUUCCACGUGUGAAGCCCGCAAAAAAGAGUUUGGAUGUUGUCAUAAACGGGAUUACCAUGGACAUUUCAGGCAUUCCAAUUCCAGUUUGCUCAUGUACUGGAGCUCCCCAACAGUGUUAUCGGUGGGGGUGUGGUGGUUGGCAAUCCGCUUGUUGCACUACAAAUGUGUCUAUGUAUCCUUUGCCAAUGAGCACUAAACGGCGGGGUGCUAGGAUAGCUGGAAGAAAAAUGAGUCAGGGGGCUUUUAAAAAGGUAUUGGAGAAGCUUGCAGCUGAAGGUUAUAACUUUGCUAAUCCAAUUGAUUUGAGGACUCACUGGGCAAGACAUGGUACAAAUAAGUUCGUCACAAUCAGGUAGAGUUGCUCUGGUUGGUACCAUUAGUGGAAAUUCCAUUGCAUUUGUUCUGUUCCACCUGUAUAUAUUUCUGUGGCAUUUUGCAGAGAUCUAUCAGUUAAUUGUAGUCCUUGAAUUUCUGUCGUGACCGUAUACCUGCUCUUGAAAUUUCAAAUUGUUCUUUUGUUUAUGUUGUACUUUCGGCUAUGUGAUAAGGGCCAAUUUUUCUGGCCCCAGAAUUAUGCAGAUGAGUUAUCAUUUAUUGGAUUGUUGUUGGAUAAUCUCCAAUCUUUCAA
This is a messenger RNA of Rosa chinensis, 1288 nucleotides long. Its product is annotated as protein BASIC PENTACYSTEINE2. The transcript has 2 exons. Gene Ontology annotation, biological process: response to ethylene. The record is from RefSeq and is a predicted model, not a curated record. NCBI's taxonomy places the organism in Eukaryota, Viridiplantae, Streptophyta, Magnoliopsida, Rosales, Rosaceae. Gene Ontology annotation, molecular function: sequence-specific DNA binding; DNA-binding transcription factor activity. Bases 174 to 1016 code for a protein of 280 amino acids. Gene Ontology annotation, cellular component: nucleus.